Messenger RNA from Botrytis byssoidea, 734 nucleotides. RefSeq lists its product as uncharacterized. The transcript is spliced from 5 exons. Bases 107 to 670 code for a protein of 187 amino acids. The record is from RefSeq and is a predicted model, not a curated record. Lineage: Eukaryota; Fungi; Ascomycota; Leotiomycetes; Helotiales; Sclerotiniaceae.
AGAUGGACCACAAUCAAUACACUUCACCACAACUGUCAAAGUGACAUUCAGAGCGACCUUGCACUUGCUAUUUCCGAAUUUUUGACGGAUGUUAUGAUACUGGGUUAUGAUACUGGGUCUUCCAAUUCCAAUGGUCUUGAGAUUGCAAAUGUCAACCGGUAGAAAGGUCGCAGUCUUAGCAGUCUUCGGACUAGGAUCUAUAGCUCUCGUCGCAUCCAUUGUUCGGCUGGCUUUGUUCGUCAACAUCACUGGCAUUGCAUCGGACAAGAUCAAAGAUCCUAACGCAGAUAAUGAUUUAUUGACAACGCGUUCUCUAUUCUGGUCCAUGUUAGAGUCGGGUCUUGCACUUGUGGCAUGUUGCUUGCCCUCUCUGAACUCCUUGGCUGGGCUACCUGCAUUUCGUUCAAUGAUUGACAGUCUUCGAAGUAUUGCUAGUCUUCAUUCAUCAUUUGAGCAUUACAAAAUAAGCCAAGGGAAUGACAACUCCCAAAUCAAAGCCAAAGAUCCAUCUUCGGCUUCUCGAAAAGCUCUAGUGCCAGAAUCUGCUGAUUUCGCUGAGAUCGAGACAUAUGCGAUGGGUGAUGUACCAAAAAUUUAUCACGGAAAAAGUGCUGGAGAAGACGUUAUUUGGGUCGAUAAAGUCGUAGAGCAGCAGAAACAUACUGUGUAAAAUAAUCGCGAAGUCUUGAACAAACCAUGGUCUGAAAAUUUGUUGGAUAUUGAGAAGUAUUGGG